AUGGAGAUGCAAGCCGCGUGUGCAGCCUCCCGCCACAACCACCGCUCGCUGCACAUUAAAUACUCUAUCACACACAAGCAGCAGACUCAGCAGGUCGUCUCCAGCAGCGGGUCCGGCGCCUCCGCGCGCUCCGCCGCCGCCGUCGACGUCGACGUGCAGAUCGCCUUCUGCGAGGACGACUUGUACAGCCGCCGCGGCCGCGCCUCGUCGUCAGAGUGCGCGCGCAGCACUGGCGGCCCGCGCGGCGACAGCGCGGCGGCGGCGCGCGGCGAGCACGUGCAGCGCGGCGCGCGUGCGCACUCGCACCCGCUGCGACCGCACGCUUCGCACACCGCAGCCGCGCGCUGCAGCCGCCCGCGUCGCCGCGCUCGCGUGCUCGGGCUGCGCACCCACGGGUCACCACGCACGCGCCUUUCCGCGCUCUUCAGAUCCACCUCGCUCAUCUUGCGCCACGGGUCGCCGAGCACCGGCCGCACCCGCAGCGACGCGUCCGGCGAGGAUCGCUCGCUGCGCGUCACCGGUCGCAACGGGGAGGGCGCGGGCGAGGGCGCCGGGGAGAGCGCGAGAGAGCGCGCGGGCGAGGGCGCGGGGCAGGGCGAGGGCGCGCGGGAGGCGAGCGGCGAGGCGCGCGGGCGCUCCGAGUGCGAGCGCGCGCGCGGCGCCGGCUCGCGGCUGGCGGGCGUGACGUCACUGAGGGAGCGCAGAUGGAUGCGGCGCCGCACGCCGGCGGGCGAGUCGGUGUCGGUGACGCUGAUGCUGAUGUUGUGCGCGAGGCGGGGACUGCGGGGGCUGCGCGCGGCGGACGCGGGCGGAGGCGGUGGCGGGGGCGCGGGCUCGGGGUCUGCACGUUUGUCGCGGUCGCGCGAGGUGUGCGGGCUCGCGGGACCGUUGGCGCUGGAUUUGUUGGGGCCGGCCCGACUGGGCCCGGCCCCCGCUAGCUAG
Molecule: messenger RNA, 942 nt
Organism: Papilio machaon (common yellow swallowtail)
Lineage: Eukaryota; Metazoa; Arthropoda; Insecta; Lepidoptera; Papilionidae
Exons: 2
Coding region: 1-942 (313 amino acids)
Source: RefSeq, a predicted model, not a curated record